Penicillium argentinense is the source of this 1452-nucleotide messenger RNA. RefSeq names its product putative MFS transporter. The transcript has 3 exons. Bases 1 to 1452 code for a protein of 483 amino acids. Gene Ontology annotation, molecular function: transmembrane transporter activity. Lineage: Eukaryota; Fungi; Ascomycota; Eurotiomycetes; Eurotiales; Aspergillaceae. Gene Ontology annotation, cellular component: membrane. Gene Ontology annotation, biological process: transmembrane transport. The record is from RefSeq and is a predicted model, not a curated record.
AUGGGCGAGAAACCACCCGUCCAAGCGGACACCAACGAGGACGCGGUAGCGUACCUAGCCACAGCGCAUGAGUCGGAAGUUUCCGUCGAUCUGAAGGCGUUGAGACGAAAGAUCGAUUGCCGAUUACUGCCGUUUAUGUUCUGCUGCUAUGUUCUGCAGUUCCUCGAUAAGGUCAUGUUGAAUUACGCAGCAGUGAUGGGCAUAAAAACCCACCUCAACUUACGAGGCAACGAAUUCUCCAACACAGCAUCCUGGUUCUUCAUUGCCUACCUGAUCGCGGAAGUUCCAAACGUCUACCUGCUCCAAAAAAUACCCGCCGCAAAAUGGCUCGGCAUCAACGUCUUCCUGUGGGGCGUCGCAGCCGCCGCCUCAGCGGGGGCUAGGGACUACCCAACGCUACUGGUGUCGCGCAUCUUCCUAGGCAUAUUCGAAGCAACCGUCGGGCCCAGCCUGAUGCUGAUAUCAAGCCAAUAUUAUACCAGGAGUGAACAAGCACCCCGCUUCACGUUCUGGUACAUGGGGCUCGGCGUCGCGCAGAUCCUGGGCGGGAUCAUUUCGUUCGGAUUCCAGCACGUCACCGGCGCGAGUAUGGAGGGCUGGCGGAUAAUGUUUCUUGUCCUGGGACUGAUCACGGCCGUCGUUGGGGCGUUAACAUUCAUUUUCAUCCCCGAUACACCGAUAAAGGCAUCAUGGCUCUCGUCGGCUGAGAAGGUCGCACUGCUACACCACGUCAGCGAGAACCAGACCGGCAUCUGGAGUUCAGCUGUCAAUCUGUCCCAGAUAGCUGAAGCACUCCUCGACCCGCAGUUGUGGCUGCUGACACUCACGACAAUCCUAAUCUCCGUUUCCUCGGGUGUGGUAACAACCUACUCCUCCACUCUCAUCGCAGGCUUCGGCUUCAGCGGCCCCAUCUCUGCCCUCCUAAACACACCCUCCGGCCUAGUGAGCAUCUUCUUCACAUUGCUCGUCGGCAUCGGUAUCCGCAAAACCUCCAAUAGAUGGGCCUGGAACAUCCUCUGCACGAUACCAGGUAUAAUUGGCGGCGGACUAAUGUCCUUCCUUCCGAAAUCCAACACGGCGGGCGUGUUGAUCGGAGUGUACCUCGUCAACGCGAUCGUCGCGACACUGCCGAUAUUGUACCAGUGGACAAUGGCCAACUGCGCGGGACACACGAAGAGGGCGUUUGCGAGUGCGCUUGUGGCCGGGUCGUUCUCUGUUGGCAAUAUUAUUGGGCCGCAGACGUUUCAGGAGAGGGAUGCGCCGGAGUAUCGGCCUGCGAAGAUUGCGGUGUUGGCGACGCAGGCUGCUGCCGCGGUACUUUCAGUUGUUUUGUUUGGGUAUUAUGUGCUUGUUAAUCGCAGGCGCCAGGGGAAGGGAGAGGUUGUUGUUGAGGAGGUUAAAUGGGCGGGUUUGACGGAUAGGGAGAAUUUGGCUUUUAGGUAUGCUUAUUAG